UUCGCUUUGGAGCCGGCGGCUGGUUAUCUCCUUUGCCUGUACCAAGACAGCCUCCGAAAGGUUCUCCCCUCUCGGGCGUGUCAGAAAUGCGAGCCAUUGCGCCUGCAGUGUGAAAGAGCCACGUCUGCCGUGUUGAGUUGCGCUACAGAUACAAGGGCCUCCACCAAGGAUUACCCGUAGAAUAACCCAGUUACCCUGAUAACGAACUACACACUCGAGGAAUUCUCGAGGAAUGCAGGCUUGACCACCAGGUCUCUACUCUUCGAAAUUGUGACCGCUGUUAUCAUCAUCAUCAUCAUCAUGGCUGGAAUCUUCACAGGAUCAUCACAGACAUUAUCGGAGAACGAGAGUGCCACAAGCAGCACAGAAGAACUACGCAGAAAUGAGGAGCACAUUACCACCGAUGCUCAUCUGGAACUGCAGCCAACAGUAACUCACGUAAUGAGGGCAUUGGAUACACCUGAGGAUAACGACACAGAUAUAACCGCAUCUCCUGACGCCUCGCCGCCUGACUCCACUAUUGCAGGGUUCGAGGGACACGAAUGUCUACAGCAAAAAGCAAGAGCAGUCAGCAUAGAAAGAGAGGUAUCGACCUGUUCGAUCCAAGUGGACUCAGGAGUGAUAAGAAGAGGCACGGGCGUCGUCAGAAUACCUGAACAACAUCCGGAGGAUGGCUUGUGGUACGACAUGCCAAAUGAGAAUGGAGCUCGAAAGGUCGGAAAAUGUGUCAUCUUCGACUUCUUAAUGACUGAUGGAGAGCCUGCACGAAUUCGAACCGCGAAAGACGAAAAGAGGAUACGAACGCUCUUUGAAGGACAGCUUGGAUUUGAUGUUGAUGUGCAUGAAAACCUCAAAAAGGAGGCGAUGAUCAAAACGCUUGACAAGUUGGCUGGCGAGGAUCACUCAAGUUCAUUCUGCCUCUGCUUGUUCCUGCUGACCUACGGGUACGAUGAUGUCAUAAUCUGCUCAGACGGCCAAAGAAUUCAACUGUCCGAGGUGUAUGCUAAGUUCGACCCGGGGAACUGUAAAGGUCUGGCUGCUAAACCUAAAUUGUUUUUCGUUCAGGGUUGCCGCGCUGGUUGGAUGGGCUUUCAGGGCCGACAUAACAAUAACGAGUGGAGCUUCACAAAAUUGCUUCCCGGAUAUGAUCAUUUCUUUGGCUUCUAUGCCACAAACCCCGGUCAGCACGCGUUCAGCGACGAAAAUCACGGAUCAUUCUUCAUUCAGACGCUCUGUGAAGUCCUGGAGAAAAAUUUCCACCGCAUGGAUUUCGAGACCAUGAUGAAAUGUGUCACGGAUCAGAUGGGAAACAAGGAGACUCCCAUACCGCACGAAACGGCCAAACAGAUUCCGAGCCUAUAUCAUACGCUGAAGAAGAAAUUACGCUUUGCGUGUCAGAUACCCAGUCCGAAAACGGGAGGAGACUAUUGAACCUCUUCAACUUUGCUGUAAUCCGUGUUCAAUAAAGUAGCAGUAGUUCUGCCAUUUGCUCCUA
This is a messenger RNA of Ornithodoros turicata, 1495 nucleotides long. RefSeq names its product caspase-7-like. NCBI's taxonomy places the organism in Eukaryota, Metazoa, Arthropoda, Arachnida, Ixodida, Argasidae. The coding region runs from base 301 to 1431 and encodes 376 amino acids. The record is from RefSeq and is a predicted model, not a curated record. Gene Ontology annotation, biological process: proteolysis. Gene Ontology annotation, molecular function: cysteine-type endopeptidase activity. The transcript is spliced from 11 exons.